This is a messenger RNA of Lagopus muta (rock ptarmigan), 2010 nucleotides long. It is a transcript of the gene MPZL2, whose product is annotated as myelin protein zero like 2. NCBI's taxonomy places the organism in Eukaryota, Metazoa, Chordata, Aves, Galliformes, Phasianidae. Bases 409 to 1050 code for a protein of 213 amino acids. The transcript is spliced from 5 exons. The record is from RefSeq and is a predicted model, not a curated record. Gene Ontology annotation, biological process: cell-cell adhesion. Gene Ontology annotation, cellular component: membrane.
CGAGAGGGCUGGCAUUUCCAGCAGCAUUGCACCUCCUAGGUGUCGUUUGCUCAUGCCUGAAAAGAGACGUUUCCUUAACAAAACAAACCAGUGUCUUUUCCUGCAGGCGAGUCCCUCUCAGAGGUCCCUUCUCCACUCGUAAUUCGAUCUGUCAGUAUCGCACUGCAGUCACAAAGCUACAAAGGAGCCAUUGUCCUGGCAAUGCGGAUGAAAGCAAACUCCCUUGAAAGCAGCAGGGUGCAGCUCACAUCUCACCUACAAAAGCCAUGAAGCGCAUGGGAUCUUUUGGAUUCUGUAUACACAGGACUACCACAGUCAGUAAUUAAACCGGUGUGCUUUUAAUUGUCAGGUUAAACGUUAAUAGGGCAGACAGGGCAGGCUCCUGCCUAGAACAAGCACAGAUAAGUGAUGAGAUUACUCCAAGACAGUAGUUUUGUUUACUUCCAACCCCUUCCUGUUUUCCCUGCAGCACUGUGGCCUGUUGCAGCCAUAGAAGUUUAUACUGCUAAGGAGGUGGAUGCUGUGAAUGGAACUAAACUACGGCUCAAAUGCACCUUCUCCAGCAGCAGCCCUAUUAGCCCACUGCUGUCAGUGACCUGGAACUUCCAGCCCGAGGACCUGAGCUCUCAUGAGCCGGUAUUUUAUUAUCUCAAGGAGCCCUACAUGCCGUCUGCUGGACGGUUCAAAGGACGGGUCACCUGGGAUGGGAAUAUUGAGCGUUACGAUGCCUCCAUCAUUAUCUGGAAUUUACAGCCCACUGACAAUGGAACGUUCACCUGCCAAGUGAAGAACCCACGAGACAUCGAUGGCACCAUUGGAGAAGUGCGACUCAGAGUUGUGCAGAAAGUGAAUUUCUCGGAAAUCCACUUCCUUGCCGUAGCCAUUGGGUCUGCCUGUGGUUUGAUGAUCAUUGUGGUGACAGUUGUGAUUAUCUGUCGACAUCGUCGGAAGAAACAGCAAGAGAAGGCGAUCGAGGUGGCAGACACUGAACUAGAAAAGGAGAAGCUGAAGAAUAUAGAAGAGAAGGAAAUCACUCCAUUAGAAGAUUAGAGGUCUCUGAUAGUAUAUACAAUGCAGGUACUUCUAAGGCAGAUGGUGAAAGCUUGUAAUUUUGGAUCUUAGAACAAAGCUGAAUUACAGACGCCUGAUGCUGGAAGUGUGGUGUCCCUGCUCAACCUGAAAUUCUUGCAAGCAAAGAGAAUGGCCUUAACAUAAGUUGUAAAGUGUUAUUUCCAUCACUGAAGAACAACAGGAGGCCCUUGCCAUGAACAAGGAACUGUCCUUAAACUCCACAGCUGCCAAACGUGAACAAAUUGGUUGUGAGGAUGAAAUGUCAGCCGAUUUGAACAAAGCACCAAGAUGAGUGACUGGCUAGAGACUUGCUGUGUCUGAGCAGGCACGUGCUUGUGCACCUUAAAAACCCAAAGGUACAUUUGGGCUGCCAGGUUAUUGUGCCCUGUCUGGGGUCACCUAAAGGAAGACCAUUAGGGGAGGGAUCAGAGGAGCUGCUAGGACGUACUUUGAAUCUCUUCACUACUUCAAAUGGAAAGUGUUACAGAUAAGGAAUGUCUGCCGCUGCUUGUUAGGGAUAACUGGACCCGCGGGUGUGUUUUUCACUCCAGCUGGCUUUGUCCAUGGGAUGGCUGACAGAACAUCCUCCCCGUGGCACAGCACUGCUUCUCUGGACAUCUUACUCCUGUAAAUCAAUCUGUUUAACACAUACCCUGCAUUGCCAUCCAACCUCAAGCAAACGGAACCGCAGGUCACUAAAACCACUGAGCUGUCCUGGUGUUUAAGCAACGCUAAAUCAAAAUAUCAGCCUGUUUAUUUAUAAGGGUAACUUUAUGGCUUUAUAACCCCGCGUGUAACAUGCUGACCACGUUAUCUGUACAGUUCUGUUUUCUAUCGUGUCCAUCGUAAAUAAACGCGGUUUGUGGGUAGAAGUGACAACGUUCUGAAAGCAGUGUGACGCCGGAGACAUUCGCAUCGCACGCUGGGCUCCGUCCCGGG